Molecule: messenger RNA, 4785 nt
Organism: Neolamprologus brichardi
Lineage: Eukaryota; Metazoa; Chordata; Actinopteri; Cichliformes; Cichlidae
Source: RefSeq, a predicted model, not a curated record
AUGAGUGAAUGUGUGGAGGGUCUGUCAGAGGACGAUGUGGUGCUCUUACACUCCUGCCGUCAGUGGACCACAGUGACGGCCCACAGCUUAGAGGAGGGUCACUAUGUAAUUGGUCCCAAAAUUGACAUCCCUCUGCAGUAUCAGGGCAAAUUCAAGUUGCUGGAUGAAGACCGGGACGUCAGGGAUCCAGUCCAGUAUUUCUCUAGUGUGGAGGAGGUUGCUGGUGCCUUUCCAGACCGAGUUUUUGUCAUGGAGACGAUCACUUUCAGUGUCAAAGUUGUUUCAGGGGAAUUUAGUGAAGACAGUGAGCCCUACAGUUUCACUCUGCAGGCUGGAGAUGAGCUGUCGCUCAUGGGGAAAGCAGAGCUUCUCUGUGCCACUCCCUCAAAGGAAAAGACGGGACUGAGCGCGCUCCUUAGACGACUAGGAAAGACUCCCAGAAGUAAAACACCCUGCCUGGUCUGCAUGAACCAUCGCACCAAUCAAAGUGUCAGUUUGCCCUUUGGCUGCCGUGGACGCUUCUGCACACGCUCUCCACUGGAGCAAGGCAUGCUGGGUGGGGAGCACACGGUGCGCAGCAUCAUCGAGAGAGUCCGCCUCCCCGUCAACGUGUCUGUGCCGUCGAGGCCGCCACGAAACCCCUACGACCGUCACGCAGUACGAGAGGGCCACCGCUACAAGCUGCUCAACAUAGUCAGCAAGACGGUGGUGCUCUGCAUGGUUCUCCGCCAUCAGGAAGUCUCCCCCUCCCACUUUUUGUUGCUGCGUUGCAUGCCCCGGUUUAAUGUGGCCGAGGCCUCCGUGCACAAAACAGCACUGGAGAGCCUUCUUCUGCGACAUGCGUUUGACCCAGAUGCCUACUCUCGUGCUGUUAGAGAAACUCGGCCAGAAUUGGAGUGUAUGACUGAGGAGUGUGUGAGCCCACGGCGCUCUCGCGUGUGUGUGUCGAGCCAGGACUCAUUGGCACCGGCACUGCAGCGUCUCUCAAUGUGCGGGUAUGUUGGUGGAGUCUCAGACAGCGUGUCUCAGCGCUGCAGGGACUCCCUUGGAGAGCGGCUAGGGGAGGGGCCAGGUGAGGAGAGGGAGUAUGUGACUCCUGAGUGGACUGAGGGUGAAAUGAGGACCGCUGAGGAAAUCCCUUAUGAGGAACUCUGGACCAAUCAAAAUGCAGAGGGCUUAGGAAAGGAGCCAAACCUCAUAUCCUUCCAUUCAUCUUCCUCACUGGAUGGUUCUCUUGGUACCGUGGUGACAAGAGUGUCUACCCCGCCACCCGUACCUCCAAAAUCUGAUGCUGUGAGAGAGGAGUGUCGCUAUUUGAUCGCCCCUCCAGUUCCCCCUCGUUGCUCCAAAGGAGGCUCCAUCUCCAGUCCAGCUCCCAGCCCUCCUGUUCCACCUCGCUUCCCCAAAACGUCCACCUCCCCGAGACCAAACAUCUCCUUUUACUCCUCUGGACUACAGGACAGUUGCUCCCCCUCUCCCGAUGCCUCCCUCUACUGUUACCCGUGCUCUUGGGGUGACUGCUCUGCCCCUAAUCCUACUAGUCCUGAGCCUGUCUCUGGCAUCCCUACAGACAACACAGCCAAUCCUCAGCCUGCACAAGCCACCUGGGCAGAGCCAUGGGUGGAUUCCUUCACUUCCUCUGGACUUCGACUCAGGCCGCCACCCCCACAGAGUCGAUUCGCUCCUUUUGGGGCGUUGAACCCCUUCAACCGCCAGUCCCCUUGCCCCUCGCCUGAGCCUGCUCCCAUUUCCACAACAGAUUCUUCCAGAGGUGCAGAGGGUGGUGGGACAUCAACAGGAGUCACUGAGGGGUUGUCCCCGCUCCCUGACCCUACCUGGCGACCUCCCGCUGACCUGUCUGCUCUGUCAUUGGAGGAAGUCUCAGCUUGCCUGCGGUUUAUUGGCCUAUCAGAGGCAGCGGUGUCCGUGUUCCAAAGGGAGCGAAUCGAUGGCAGCCUGCUGGUGCAGCUGACUGAAGAUAUCUUGUCACAUGACUUCCACCUGAGCCGACUCCAUGUGACCAAGAUCACACAAUUCAUACAGGGCUGGAGGCCCAAAAUCUAAUAUACACACUGUCCUGAGAAUGUGCCUGUUGGCUGCUGAGCCUCCCUGAAUGUGCCUUCCACUGUGACCAACUGGCUGCUGAGCCCAAUGAAUGAAACUGAAGGAAACUACGCCACACUGUGGUCAAACUGUAGAAUUGACACUUGACUGGCUCUAAUGCUUAAAGUCAGACUGACAUGUUUCCUGUCUGAAUCACAGUCUGGCACUAGUUUACUAACAAAUGGCUACAACAGAGAGCUCCAGGAUAAAAGUGCCCUCUUUGGAACUUAAAGUCUGAUUUAAACAAUGUGUGGCGUUCACACCGUUCAACUUAGAAUUUGAUAUGCAAGGGAAAUUUCUAUCAUUUUAUCUUAAAUGAGAUUUGAUGAAUGAACAGAAUUUCAGCACUUUUUAGACACUUUAUUUAGUCAUCAAUAGGUGUUAAAUUAAUUUCAAGACAAGGUAAUUUAAGGAAUUGUAACAUUUUGACCCUAUACAGGUCAUUUAAACAUCCUUCUUUAUUCACUGAGUUUCAGUGGAAUGUAAUUGGCACAGAUAAAGUGGGAGGUUGUUGUAAAUUAAAACUACCUUCAAAAGAAGAUUGAGGAAAAUAUGAAAAAUAUCAGACCUCUGAGCAGUCGUUGACAAAAUUACUGAGGUUUUGGUACUGAUUUUUUUUGGUAUAGGUCAGUCUAUGCUUUGGGAGGGAUGAUAUUUUUUAUUAACAGUCCCUUUAAAGGUAACAAUCGCUGUUAUAGUAAAACUCAGAAAUGGAGUUGUAAGUGUACCUCAGAUUUCUCAUCCACAUAGAUUGAUCAAAGUCCUACAAUAUCAGGAAUUGUCACCACUCAGUUUUCUUGAAAAGCUAAUAUUUCUGCCACUACCUUUGCUGCCUUUUUCACCCACUGUUUUAGAUCCAUCUGUGAGUGCUUUGUUUCUGUUAUAAUCUCUUGUAACAUCUGCAGAUAACCCCAAAUAAAGACAGAAAAGCAACAGAGAGAGAGACAGGGGAGAAUUCUUCAUUGAACUUGCUCCACCUGGCCGAGCCUGAGGUUAUCAGCACAAACCUCAUCUUCAGAUAGCAGACAUUAGACACUGAUAAUGAAUGUAGUCAAAUUUUGUAAUAAGUUAACACAGCUACUCUUUGCUUUUCUACAUACCAUAAAAAAGCCCAAGUUAUUAAGUCUUGGACGGAACAGCUGUGAAGUUUGUUCAAUGAAUUAAAAAGAAACUCACAUAAAAAUGUAUAAUAAAUAAACAAAAAAAAAUUCUACCUAAAAUCACUGAGUCAGAAAAAUGAGAAUAAGCACAACACUUCAGUUUCUCUUCUUAGAGCAUUAAAAAUGAGGAGAUGUUUUUCUAAGAGGCUUAACGAUGGUUGGCUUUCAUAUACUUGAUGGCUGCUUCCUUAGUUACACCUUGGUAUUCAGAAGUAUUAAUUCUUUGGAGCAUAGAUUCAACAAGGUGCUGGAAAAUUGGGCUUACAUUGACAUGAUUUGUUAACUACACAUCUGUGAUGUGAAUCUCCUUUUUCACCACAUGCCAAAAAUGCCAUCUGAGUACAGCAAACUCAUUGGUGUGUUCAAAAACCACAGUUUGAAAUUUUUUAUCCUGUUGGAAUUAGCCAUCAGCUUAAUACACUGUGCCCAUAAAGGCAUAGACAUGGUCAGCAAUGUUGAUAUUAAGGUUAUCCCCUACACCAUUACACCACCAGCAGGAGCCUGAGAAGUUGUUAUGAGCCAGGAUAGAUUCAUGCUUUCAUGUUUAUGCAAAUUCUGACCCUGCCAUCUGAAUGUCACAGCGGAAAUUGAGAUUCAGGCAGAGUUUUUUCAGUCUUUGGUUAUCCAAUUUUGGUGAGCCCAUAUGAACUGUAGCCUGAGUUUCAUUUUAGCUGACACCUACUGCUGUAGCCCAUCUGCUUAAAUGUUCGACUUGUUGUGCGUUCAGGGGUUUUCUUCUGUGUACUUUGGUUGUAAUGAGUUGUUACAUGAGUUACUGUUGGUUUCCUGUCAGCUUGAAGCAUUCUGGUUGUUCUCGGACCUCUGGCACCAAACAAGGCAACUGCUGCUUAGUAGAUAUGUUCCCUUUUUAAAAAAAAUAAAUAAAUAAAUACUACUCUGUAAAUCCUAGAGAUGGUUGUGUGGCAAAAAUCCCAAUAGAUCAGCAGUUUCUGAAAUACCCAAACCAGCCCAUCUGGCACCAACAAUCAUGCCACAUUUAGAGUCACUUUAAUCACCUUCCUUCCAUAUUCUGAUGCUCAAUUUAAAGUUCAGGAGGUCAUCUUUGCCAUGUUUACAUGCAUAAAUACACUAAGUUGCUGUCAUGUGGUUGAUUAGAUAUUUGUGUUACUGAGCCGUUGAACAAAUCUGCUAAUAUACAAAUCUGCUGAGAGAGGGGCAGAUGCCCCCCCGGCCCCAAACUAGAUCUCUGCUCUUACCUGUGUGUUCUAUUUGAGGGGUGUAUCCUGAUGACAGUAUUGUAAUAUAACUGGCUACACUGAGGGCAAUCACAAAGCAAGAUCAUCCAAAUGAUCCAAAUGACUGACAAUGCAAUUUAUGUUGUUGUGAAUCACUACCUGUAAUUUUUUUUUUACUAUUAUCCCCAGGUUUGAUGGGUUUCAGCUAGGGCAAAAGCUGAAGUCAAGUUUCACUCGGAUCUACUACACUCAUGUAAUACUGAUCUACUCUGCAAUCUUGUAACUACAAAACCACUGAAGAAAUAAAGGAGAGAUCAAAAAAUAAA